AUGUCGGGACGGGCCGCAAUGCGAACCCCUGAACCCCCUGACCGCGACGAUCACGAAGACCCACCACCGCGACUGUUGAGACCGAGACGCACCACCAGACCACCUAACAACUAUGCUCAAGAGCAGGAGAAAUGCACUGAGCAGAGAGAGACGCGCUCCCAGCAGAGCAAGAGAACCCAAGACAAAACAGUAGCCCAACGUGACGCGGUAGCUUCGGACGACUUGACAGAGAGCGAGGACCUGAACACCGCCAAACUAGUGAAGGAGCUUGUCAAACUCAGGAGAGAGAUCAGACAGCGAGAUGAUUUGCAUAGAGAAGAGAUCCAGAAAGUUCAAGAAGAAUUUCAGAAAGAAUUUCAGAAAGUCAAGGAUGAAUUUGGUGCCGCACUCGCAGAAGUUCGCAACGAGUUACAGAUCCUGACUGACAGACCCCCGACACCGCAAUCGCACUGCGAAUCAUGCUCACAGAACAGCCACGAUGAGAUCCUCCGCAAAAUUUAUUCCCUACGCGAUGCCAUCAGCCCUACUGUUCCUACUGGCUCCCUGUCCUAUGCAGAUGUUGCCCAUACCCCUCCAACCAGUCAACCGAGCAAUAUACGAACUCUCUCAUCGUCGAAUACGACACCGACCACCUUCACUGACACGUUAUACUACACAAUAGAUACCUUAAAGAUAGCAGACAAUGAGAACGAGAGAAUGUCUGUAGGCCGAGUCAGGGUGGCAGUUGAGAUAGAGAUCCAGAUGAUGGAAGGCUAUAUGCACUAG
Molecule: messenger RNA, 765 nt
Organism: Penicillium manginii
Lineage: Eukaryota; Fungi; Ascomycota; Eurotiomycetes; Eurotiales; Aspergillaceae
Exons: 1
Coding region: 1-765 (254 amino acids)
Source: RefSeq, a predicted model, not a curated record